Messenger RNA from Hyaloscypha bicolor E, 700 nucleotides. RefSeq lists its product as uncharacterized. The coding region runs from base 28 to 678 and encodes 216 amino acids. The transcript has a single exon. NCBI's taxonomy places the organism in Eukaryota, Fungi, Ascomycota, Leotiomycetes, Helotiales, Hyaloscyphaceae. The record is from RefSeq and is a predicted model, not a curated record.
CCAUAUCAUAUAGAAUCCGCGCGGCGUAUGGCCAGAAACUACGAUGCAACAGGAACAACAGGCUCGGAAGCUACCAUUACCACCCGUAUACUGCCCCGUUUUCAGACAGUCCAGGAGCGCAUUUUCUGUGGCCGCAAGAUUACUCAUGAAUCCCAUCCCCCGGCUUUGCUGAGGACGUAUUAUGGCGACGUUAAUGGGCAGGACCAGGAUGGGGCUCACAAGGUCAUGAUUGGGAAUGCGAUACUUAAUAACCUCGUUGACAAGGACGGGACGUGGAAUGACAAGGCUCUAUACGACUUUGGCGACGAUUGGCAGCGCCUGCUGCUGCGCGUGCCGGAGCUGUGUGAUCAAGAGCGUCACUCCACCGAGGAGGACUACCGCGAGAGCGAACAUGAAGAAGACAUCGAAGCCCCCCCAGCUAGCGAUCGCGAGGCAUUGGAGCGGUGGCUGUGGUCUCGUAACGUCGCCAUUCGGCUCUAUGUCACCGAUCGCGAAGCCAUGGAAAGUGGCAAAAUCAAGGUUUUCUACCUCGACACCCACGGCGAUGCCAUAUGGCAUCACAAGGUCAGCGCCGAGAAUCUGCUGGAAUAUAAUGGCGCUUGGAAUUCCAUGAGCUUGGCUGAGAUCAAUGCCUGCUUCUCAUCCUCUCAGGUGAAUGGUUGCGAGUUAUUCAUUUGAGCUGCGGGUACGUAGAUAAUCU